CUCCAUCCCUCUGUGACUCAGACGGUGUGUCUGGAGGAGAGCGGAUGGAUGGGAAGGAUCCGUCUACGGAGCUGAGACGUUUCUUCUGGUUGGUCUGAAGAGGAGCUCCAGCUGCUCCGUCUCUAAGCUCCUCUCCGUCCCACUCAGGGGGAAUGAAUGGGGAGGCGAUGGAGGGGAAUCCAUCCCAGCAGCAGCAACAUGCCGGUAACGGCUCCCACUUCCCUCCCCCUCCCACCAUCACCCCGGCCAUACCCCCCUACGUGAAGCUGGGUCUGACCAUCGCCUACACCAUCUUCUACUCGCUGCUGUUCACCUUCGUCUAUGCCCAGCUCUGGCUGGUGCUCCGCUACCGACACAAGCGCUUCAGCUACCAGACGGCCUUCCUGUUCCUGUGUCUGCUGUGGGCCGCCCUCAGAGCCCUCCUCUUCUCCUUCUACUUCAGAGACUGUGUGACCGCCAAUGCACUCGGACCCUUCGCCUUCUGGCUGCUCUACUGCUUCCCGGUCUGCCUGCAGUUCUUCACUCUCAGCCUCAUGAACCUCUACUGUGCACAGGUUUACUUCAAGGCCAAGUCCAAGUACACACCUGCCCUGCUGAAGUACAGACUUCCUCUGUACCUGGUCUUCCUGGGGGUCAGUUUCAUCUUCCUGGUGGUGAAUCUGGUCUGUGCCCUGCUGGUGAAGAUGACUGCUGCCGACGUGAAGACCAUCGUCCUGGUGAGGGUGACCAUCAACGACAGCCUGUUCGUCCUCUGUGCCAUCUCGCUGUCCGUCUGUCUGUACAAGGUUACCAAGAUGUCGCUGGCCAACAUCUACUUGGAGUCAAAGGGGACGUCGGUGUGUCAGGUGACUCUCAUCGGCAUCAUGGUGGUGUUGCUGUACGCAUCUCGAGCCUGUUAUAACCUGGUGGUGCUCGCCCUGACCGACAUCGAAACCAUCAACUCCUUUGACUACGACUGGUACAACGUCUCAGACCAGGCAGACCUGCGUUCGUCGCUGGGAGAUGCCGGCUACGUCGUGUUCGGAGUGAUUCUGUUCGUGUGGGAGCUGCUGCCCACCUCGCUGGUCGUCUUCUUCUUCAGGGUCCGACGACCUCCUCAGGACAGGAGCACCGCUGGGAUACCAAACCACAUCCUCUCCUCCAGAGGAUAUUUCUUCGACAACCCUCGUCGGUACGACAGCGAUGAUGAUCUGGCGUGGAGCAUUCCUCCCCAGAAUGCAUCGGCAAGUCUUUCCUCGGACUGUUACGACUGGGGCAGCCGCCACAGCAGCUUCACCGUUCACACUAACAGUGACGAACAGCGCCUGACCGCUGCUGCCGGAGAGCUCCACCCUUACCCAUGAUCCUCCUGUCCUCUGUACAGCACCACUCUGCACUAGUCGGUUGUUGUGUUUGGUUCUAUCACUGGUGUAGAGGUUUGUAGAGCCACAGCAAAACAGGAAAAGACACAACUGGGUUCCUACAUAGAUUAUUAUAGUCAGGUUUCUAUGAUACUGUGUGACAGUAAAGGACUGAUCCGAAGAUCGUAACACUUUAUUGGUCCCAUACUUUCCAGCUAACUUCCUGAAAACCGGCUCCUCAUCAUUUAUAAAGCUUGACUUGAUUAUUGGCAUUUCUGGGGCAUAUUGGUGGAAUUGCAUUCGCUUUAGGAAAGAGAGAUGUUGAUGUCAAUUUAGGAACUAUUUUUCACUGAUUUAAUGUUUUCAUACUUUCCAAGCUUUGCCUUAAAAUAUUAAGCAUAACAACCUUUCUCAUUUUCCUUUAUAAUUAUUUGGAAUUUACAUUUUCAUGUUUGAUCAUUUUGAUGAAAAUAGAAGGAAAUUUGCUGGAUAAUACAAUGCUAGUAAAUGAAAGCAUUACCAGAAAGCCUUGGUAAUAGAUCAAAAUACAAUACCAAGUAAAGCUGCAAGCGGCGUUGGUCGGGUCCUCGCAUCCUUGCGGUUCCACUAUCCCACACAUGUCCACCAGGUGGCGCUGCAACUGAGAGUGUAUAUCGGCCUAUGGAUGUGAUGAGGGCCAGACUCUGAUCACACAUGUGAAGUUUGAGGCAGAUUGGAGCAUGUAGAGGACAGUUAGACAGCACUUCCUGUUUGAUGGCAAAGCAUCCAAAACCGCCACAUUCCGUGGGUUGCCAUUUCCAUGCCCUCAGACAUUUGCCGAGCAUUUUCAUAACUUUUGAUCACCCAUGCCUGGAGUACAUCCUGGCCAAAUUUGAGCUCUCUCAGGGGUUACCCUGUUUGAGUUUAUAGCUUUUGAAAAUGUCCAAAAUUGACACAAAAUCAUCCAAAAUAUGAAUUAUAAUUCAAAAUGGCCGACUUCCUGUUGGGUUUUGGGUAUUGGUUCAAGAGGUUUUUUUUCUCUUGCACCAAUAUAUGCGUACUGAAUUUCAUAGCUGUAGGUGACACAUGGUCCAGGGGCUGAAUUUUCAGAAUAUUCCAGGGGGUGCUGCUGAGCCAUUUUGGCACACACGUGUUCCAUUCCCCUAAAAUAUAAAUUUCUUCUGCCGGUCCUGGUGUGUGUGCAAAUUUUCAGGCGUUUUCAAGAAUUUUUAGGGUGUCAAAAAUGUGUUUCUUCCAUCCGAAAAAAAAAGUAAUAAGUAAAGUAAUUCCUUGCAUUCCACUAACAGUAGAUCUUUAAAUUUCUCUAUAAUUGUUUGGAUCAGGAUUUUUAAUCAAAGCAUUUGGAGGCAGUAUGGAGACCAACAGAUGUGUAAACCCAAAUCCUAUUACCUAUUACUAUUUAAAUUUACCAUGGUGACCCUAAGGACGACGUAUCAUAAAAUUUUGAGACAGUAACAUCAAAAACUUGCAACCAACUACAUUAUAACUGUAAUGAAAUAUGAAGAUAUUUCCUGUGAUUCAGGUUGUGGAUGCUGGUUUGAACUGAGUUCUUAGGAGUGGUUAAAAUGAAAGAGCUUUGCAGGAAUUUGGUCCUAAACUUUUCCCAGACUAACACCGUGUAGGAACCCUGCUCCAGAGAAUGCUGAGUCAUACUCUGUAGAUGAUGUCGUGGUGUAUCUUUAAAGAAUGUGUCUUUAUUAUUUGAGGAGUAUUUCAAUCAGGACUACUCAGGUAUGAAUCUGACACUCUGCCCCUUUUAUCUAAAGCAAGUUUUGUUUGGUGCAUUUCAUUUACAGGAGAAAGAAAAUAGAAAAGUGUUCAAAUGAAAAUGACACAAACAGAGAAAAUAGAGAUUAGUUUGUGUUCAGCCCCACCUGGACGUGAGUCCUCUGACCCUCACAGCUUUAAGAUUGUAAAAUAAAGACUGUAAUUGAUGAAUGUAAUGCCAGAUAUUACACUGAGGUUUCUAACUUGGUUCUUGGUCUUAACAAAAACAGAAAGAUGAGAUUAGCACCAACACAGCCAGGAUGUUCCUACAACCGACUUUUUGCUGAACUACGGUUUGUGACUUUUCACAAUUUUUCCAUGUAUUUUAUUGCUUUACUGUCAGUCCUUUCCAGCCAACCAAUCAUAUGUCAGAUGGGCUGGGAUGUAUCACCAUGGAAACACAGAAAAGAGGGGAGAAGCUUUAAACAUGUUGUAACAGGAUUGUAUUUAACCCAAACUGGGCCAUUUUCCUCAACAUAACCUAGUAAUCUUGGCGCCUAAACUAAUCUAACCUUUUUCAGUAUCAGGAGGUGUAGAGGGUGAACAGGAAAGGUGGCAGUACAGUACCAUGGGGUGUGAUAGUAUUGCAUGUCGCCAUAUCAGACAGGCAUCCAUGCAGCCUGACAUACUGCGGUCUUCCUGUCAGGUAGUCCGAGAUCCAGGCCAUAAGGUCCUGGUCCACAUGCAUCACAGAGAGUUUCCCCACCAACUCGAGCAGCCACACCAAGUCGAAACAGCUGGAAGAAUCAAAAAGCAUUGUGACUUAUCCAGGUGAGAAUAAGCCCUGUGAAGCAUGCAGACCAGGGCAUCCUCCAUACAAGUGUCUGCCUGGUACAUUAAAGCCACUGGGGCCACCGGGACUAUGCAGGAUGUCUUCCAGAUCUUUGGCACCUUCUUCAGCCUUAGGGAGAGGUUGAAAGCUGUGUGAAGGCUCCUGGUAGUUGCUUGGGUUGAUGUUGCCUGGUCCUCUGGCCUCGCUGGUUCUGAUCCUUGAGAGUUCCCGUCCCACUUGACUGGUCCUGAAGACUGGGAGGGUUUGAGGUGGAGCGGGGUUUGGAUUGGACUGCUGUCUGGUCCAGGCUCCUGUCCAUCAUCAUCUUUCCCUUGGAUGGAGAUGGAGGUGUUGCUCCUCAGGGUCUGGGUGGCGUCUGAUGGAAGGGAGCACCAGCCUGGUCUGUGGCGUUGCAGUAAGGGGAGUGUGGGUGAGGGUUUCGGGGGAGAUGGAUGAGGCCACGUCCUUUCUCAGCAAGCUAAGCCUGUUGAAAACAGGUUUGUCAGCGUGCUCCUUUGUCUCCUCUACAGCUCCUCGGGGGCCUCGUCAUGCCAGUCUUGGUCCAGCAUUGGGGGGUUGCGUCAGAAGGUCCAAGAUAGUGUAGCGGAUGACGUCUUAAGCAGCCUGGGUGGCAGUAAACUCUGGAGGCAGACAGUAUGGCCUCAAUCCCAAAGGUAACAGUUCAACAUCAGGCAAACAGACCUUUCCUUUCACUGUCACAUGUCUCUGGUUGCUCCAUUUGUUGUUGAUGAAGACAGCGAGACCUGCGCCGGGCUUCUCACCCCUUUGUUUGUCUCUGUCCGCCCAGUUACAGUCAGGUACCUUCUGAACUCCCGAUACUAAUGCUGUCCACCUGUAAGGACUGAGAGUUCAUCCAUUUUGUUCAGCAGUGACCGUACAUUCCCCAUCAGCACCUCAGGAAGACAGGACUUGUAUCUCCACCUUCUUUCUCCUCACCAUUGACCCUGCUCAAUUGCCCCAUUGUCUUCUCCAUAGUUCCUUCAGGAUCUCUUUCGGACAUGCGGCUGACUGAUUUUUGAGUCGAAUUAGCUCCUCUCAUGUGUACAUCUCAGGCUGUUGUUGUCCCGUGGUGCUAGCGGUGUCUGUUGUUGUUGUUAGCACUGAAACGUGCUACAAAGUAGCGGUCCAUAAAUAAAAAGUGCUCCCAACGAACACAAUCAGUGUUACAGAAGCAUCAGUGCUGUUGAAUAUAUACAGUCAUGGACCAAAGUAUUAACACCCCUGGAAUUUUUCCAGAAAAUACACCAUUUCUCCCAGAAAUUGUUUCAGUUACAAAUGUUGUUGGUGUACACGAGUUUAUUUCCUUGAUGUGCAUUGGAAAAACAAAAAGCAGAAAAAAAAAGCCAAAAUUAAUAUAAUUUUACACAAAACUCAAAAAAUGGGCCAGUCAACAUUGUUGGCACCCUCAACUCAAUAUUUGGUUGCACACCUUUUGGAAGAAAUAACUGAAACCAGUUGCUUCCGAUAACCAUCAACAAGCUUCUUACACCUCUCAAAUGGAGUUCUGGACCACUCUUCUUUUGCAAACUUCUGUAUACCAAAAACAUUUGUAAUUGCAACAAUUUCUGGGAUAAAAAUAUUUUCUGGAAAAAUUCCAGGGGUGCCAGUACUUUGAUCCAUGACUGUAAGAGUUUCGGUGUGGUGCUGGAUGAGUCAGUUCCUUCUAGUCUGAGGAAGGGUCUGAGCCAGAAACUGGUGGAUUUGGGGUGAGAUGCUUUCGCAGUAGAAGGUGUUGAAAUGUCUCAGAACCUUCAGUGAGAUGGACAGAUGGGAAGAUGCAGAAUCAGCAGUAAAGUAGGCUUUGUCCCGGACCGUGAUGGUCAAGAGGAGCUGCCAAGUUACCAGUCGACCUGUUUCAAACCUGAAAGAAUAAAAUCUCUGAUACAAACAGCCCAUAGUGAGGUUUAAUGUAGGGUGUCUGGACUCAGCCUUAGAGAUAGGAUUAGACAUCUGGAAGGAGCUCAGAGUAAAGCUGCUGCUCCUUCAUACUGACAGGAACUAACGGAGACGUGGUCUUUACUGCGGUCCGAUUCGUUUUAGAUAUACACUGGAAAAAAUGCCCUUCUCAAAACAAGAAAAAAACUUAUUUCAAGGAACUUUUACCUUGAAAUAAGUGAAAAAAUCUGCCAACAGAAAAAGUGAGAAAUGGCUUGGUAAGAUUUCUUGAAAUAAGAUAUGAUAUUUAGAAUCUUGAGAUCUGGGAAAACUUAUUUUAAGCUCUAUUUUACCAGGAUUGUCAAGCUUAGGUGUCUUAAAAUAAGCCAGACAUGUUAAAAAAAAAAAGAGCAGUUUUUCACUCAAAAAUAGAUUUUUGCUUCCAUGUAACCUCCUAAUUUGAGAUGUAAUAACCCUCCUGCUGUCUUCAUUUACAGGCACCAAAAAAUAUUGUUUCCUUGUCUGAAAUUUUUUUUAAAAAAAUCAGCAAAAAAAAUCCCCCAAAUUUCUGAAAAUUUGCAAAACCUUCAGGAAGAAAAUUCCAAUAAUUCCUUAGAAGUUUUAUUUUAAAAAAUCCACCAAAUUUGGCAAGAAAAUUCUUGUAAAUAUUUUCAAAAAAAUGAGUAAAAAUCUUCCAAAAAAUCCUAAAAAUAUGUAAAGUGAUUACAUACAUAUCAAUAAAAUUUCUAAUAUUUUCUGAAGAACAUUCACAUAAAAAAAUCAACCAAAAUCCAGCAAAAUUCGCUGGAUUUUGGUUGAUUUUUAUGUGAAUGUUCUUAAGAAGCAUUUUUAACAUUUUUUUUCCACCAAAAAAUGUUCAAAGAUUUCCCAAAAAUGUUGAAAAUGUGGACAUCAGAAGUUUCACUGUGAAAUUAUUUUUUGUCCCCACAUUUUCAAACUUUAAAACAGGUUAAUCUGACCCGCAGGACGACACGAGGGUUAAACUUAUUUUGAAUUUUCUUGUAAAAUUCAACUCAAAACAAGAUAAUUUCAAGAUUGUUUGACUUAACAAGAUAUUUAAGAUGCAUCGUCUUAAAACAAGUCCCUCUAUGUUGCUGAAAUGUCACUUGUUACGUGAAUUUAUCUUAAAUCAAGUGGGAUGAGACAUUUUGAUUAAAAACAAGACAAGUAGAGUUGGUAGGAUUUUGAGUUUUUGCAGUGUAGUUGAUUCUUUCCUGCCCUGAAUAAUCCUUGAAAAACUCCUCAGGGCGUUUCUGUUCACAUAAUUUUGUCAAAACCUCAGAUGUAAAGACUGUCACCUGAUUGGACGUGAUCAAUCAAUGUAAAUAUCAACAAGCAGACAACCGAUCACUUCCUGUGUUGUACAUCCACGUUUCUAAGUCUUUUAUAACAUGUUGAGUCUUCAUUGAACUUCCUGUUGAAUGAAAAUAAAUAGUAGCUGUUAACUAAUUCUCAUUUAACACUGACUUGUUGAACAGAAGUGAUGGAAACUGAAUGAACGAGAAGCUUCAGAACCAACCCGUCAAUGAGUUCUGGUUGAAACGGAUCUUGUUUCGCAGCAUUCACAUUUCUGUACUGAUGCUCUGGAAAAAGCCUAAACUCUAUAUUUGUACCAGAAGCAGGUUUUGUAAGUUCUUUGUACAGCUGGGAUGAUGUAUUUUGUCAUUGAGCUCUUUUGUGUUUGUGGUUUGUGUGUUUGUGAUGUGAUGACAAAAAAAGAACAACAUUAAAAAGACAAGUUGUUGACUAUCAGGACAAAA
Messenger RNA from Amphiprion ocellaris (clown anemonefish), 7556 nucleotides. It is a transcript of the gene gpr137bb, whose product is annotated as G protein-coupled receptor 137Bb. Gene Ontology annotation, biological process: negative regulation of bone resorption; negative regulation of osteoclast differentiation; positive regulation of TORC1 signaling. The transcript is spliced from 7 exons. The coding region runs from base 153 to 1343 and encodes 396 amino acids. Lineage: Eukaryota; Metazoa; Chordata; Actinopteri; Pomacentridae. The record is from RefSeq and is a predicted model, not a curated record. Gene Ontology annotation, cellular component: lysosomal membrane.